AGGCCGCUCGCCAUGUCCAGGUCCGGGGACAGGACGUCGACUUUCGACCCCAGCCACAGCGACAACCUGCUCCACGGCCUCAACCUGCUGUGGAGGAAGCAGCUCUUCUGCGACGUGACCCUGACGGCCCAGGGCCAGCAGUUCCACUGCCACAAGGCCGUGCUGGCCUCCUGCUCCCAGUACUUCCGCUCGCUCUUCUCCAGCGCCGGCGGGGGGGGCGGCGGGGGCGGCCCCCACCACCCCCACCACCCGCUGGGCGUGGGGCCCGGCGCCCCGGACGGCCUGCCCCCCAAAGAGGCGCCGCAGGAGGAGCCCGGCACGCCCUCCUCCUCCCCGGAGGACAAGCUGCUGGCCAGCCCCAGGGCCAUCAACAACCUGGUGCUGCAGGGCUGCUCGUCCAUCGGGCUGCGCCUGGUGCUGGAGUACCUGUACACGGCCAACGUGACCCUGUCCCUGGACACGGUGGAGGAGGUGCUGUCGGUCAGCAAGAUCCUCCACAUCCCGCAGGUCACCAAGCUGUGCGUCCAGUUCCUCAACGACCAGAUCUCGGUGCAGAACUACAAGCAGGUGUGCAAGAUCGCCGCCCUGCACGGCCUCGAGGAGACCAAGAAGCUGGCCAACAAGUACCUGGUGGAGGACGUGCUGCUGCUCAACUUCGAGGAGAUGCGCGCCCUCCUCGACUCGCUGCCACCCCCCGUGGAGUCGGAGCUGGCGCUCUUCCAGAUGUCCGUGCUGUGGCUGGAGCACGACCGGGAGACCCGCAUGCAGUACGCCCCGGACCUCAUGAAGCGCCUCCGCUUCGCCCUCAUCCCGGCUCCCGAGCUCGUCGAGCGGGUCCAGUCGGUGGAUUUCAUGAGGACCGACCCGGUCUGCCAGAAGCUGCUGCUGGACGCCAUGAACUACCACCUGAUGCCCUUCAGGCAGCACUGCAGGCAGAGCUUGGCCAGCAGAAUUCGCUCUAACAAGAAAAUGCUUUUGUUGGUUGGAGGACUGCCUCCUGGACCUGACAGGCUACCCAGCAAUUUGGUUCAAUAUUACGAUGAUGAAAAGAAGACGUGGAAAAUACUGACAAUUAUGCCGUACAAUAGCGCCCACCAUUGUGUUGUGGAAGUAGAAAAUUUCUUAUUCGUACUGGGAGGAGAAGACCAGUGGAAUCCUAAUGGAAAGCACAGUACGAACUUUGUCAGCCGGUAUGAUCCUAGGUUCAACAGCUGGAUACAACUUCCACCCAUGCAAGAGAGGAGAGCCAGUUUUUAUGCCUGUCGACUUGACAAAAACUUGUAUGUGAUUGGUGGAAGAAACGAAACUGGGUACUUGUCUAGUGUGGAAUGCUAUAAUUUAGAGACAAAUGAAUGGCGUUAUGUAUCUUCCCUACCACAGCCCUUAGCAGCACAUGCAGGAGCCGUACACAAUGGCAAAAUCUAUAUUUCAGGAGGAGUUCACAAUGGUGAAUAUGUUCCCUGGCUGUACUGCUAUGACCCUGUUAUGGAUGUCUGGGCAAGAAAACAAGACAUGAACACAAAGAGAGCUAUCCACACACUGGCUGUAAUGAAUGAUCGACUGUAUGCAAUUGGAGGAAAUCAUUUAAAAGGUUUUUCCCACCUUGACGUAAUGCUUGUGGAAUGCUAUGACCCAAAAGGCGACCAAUGGAAUAUUUUGCAGACGCCCAUUUUGGAGGGUCGUAGUGGUCCUGGAUGUGCAGUUCUUGAUGACAGCAUUUAUCUUGUAGGAGGCUAUAGCUGGAGCAUGGGAGCCUACAAAUCUUCCACUAUUUGUUACAGUCCUGAGAAAGGCACCUGGACAGAGCUUGAAGGAGAUGUAGCCGAGCCCCUCGCAGGACCUGCGUGUUCCACUGUUAUACUACCAGCGUGUGUGCCGUACAACAAAUAA
Messenger RNA from Euleptes europaea (tarantolino), 1890 nucleotides. It is a transcript of the gene KLHL14, whose product is annotated as kelch like family member 14. Bases 13 to 1890 code for a protein of 625 amino acids. The transcript has 8 exons. Gene Ontology annotation, molecular function: protein binding. The record is from RefSeq and is a predicted model, not a curated record. Lineage: Eukaryota; Metazoa; Chordata; Lepidosauria; Squamata; Sphaerodactylidae.